Messenger RNA from Microdochium trichocladiopsis, 1992 nucleotides. RefSeq lists its product as uncharacterized. The coding region runs from base 1 to 1992 and encodes 663 amino acids. The transcript has 6 exons. NCBI's taxonomy places the organism in Eukaryota, Fungi, Ascomycota, Sordariomycetes, Xylariales, Microdochiaceae. The record is from RefSeq and is a predicted model, not a curated record. Gene Ontology annotation, molecular function: peroxiredoxin activity.
AUGUCUCGACCUCAUCAGCCCGCGGCUGCCUUUGCAGGCUCCCCUAUCGACAACGGCCGGUAUCCGUUGAUCGGACCUAUCCCCGUGUCCUUUGACCAACGGCAGACUCGUGACCGUAUGGAUGGAGGCCCUCCCGAUGUCCGCUGGGUAGUCCACAGUGCAGCUACGGUAGAUGUCCAGAUUAACCUCUCCUUCCAAGAUAUCGUCGUAAUCUUCUGGAUUGCUGGUAAUAUCUAUCGACUCUUCCCCGAACUCGACCAGGCUGCCCAGCCUGGACAACAGCCUGGACUCGGCCUCAAUAUAAAUACUCGGGGUGCCCUCAGCCGUAUCCACGAACUCGCGCCACAUGUCAGACUUGCGCAUAUUCAGAACCUCAGCAGCGGCGGCCGGAUCAACGUCGAUGUUCUCGACCGGCUUAUCCAUGACUUCCGAGCAGAAAUGCACACUAUCGCGUCGGCGGACUGGUUCUACCUUCUCGGCAGCCUCCCUGAUGCAGCUGCGCUUGAGUUCGAUUCCGCUAUGGUUUCCGUCCGGGAUCGUAUUAGCGAACAAGAUCGAGCAGUACCGAGGGAGCAUACCCGCAUGCCGCGUUCAUGGCUCUACGCCUUUGCGAUAAGCUGGUGUCCUGCUGCUUACGACGUAGGUGCGUCCUACCAGGAUGCCCACUCUCUCCUUCACGAAAAUAGAGGCGCACACAAGCUCCCGCAGGCAGCUGGCUUCGACCUUCAUUUGCCUACGUACCCCGUCCAGCAGAUGCGUACUAGCAUACAGCGAUGCUUUAUGUCGGUCCUCCGGAGCCGCCUUGGUUAUAGACCUGCUCCUCCCGGCGCGACCAUUGUCGAGGAUAACAUAACGGACCCAACGGACCAGUGGGAUCUUGAUCUAGGUGCAGGUCCUUCCGAUAGAGACCAAUGUUCGCAUAGUUGGACCCUGGAAUACUCCAAGGCCAGGCCUGCUGACAAGUUCACCGCCGUGAAGCCAUUUGGCUCCGAUGCUGGGCCCGUCCUCCGGCUCGGGGGGCUGUACCAUGGGAUCGACCGGGGCUGGAACUUCAAGGUGAGGUAUGAUUGCGCGUGGCCGUCUGAUGGACCUCUUCAUACCACCGACAUCAAGCCUGAGGUUCGGCAGACCUGCCGUAUUAUCGUCAUCUUCUUCAAGGGUUAUGAUGCAGACCUUUCCAGUCGCAUCUCCAAUUGCAAGCCUGCUGAGACCCCCGAAAAUGCACCGGACGUAAUCGGCCCUUGCAACUCAAUGAGAUCUUUGAUGAGCUUGGCUUUGCCGCGCCGGUGUCUGAUAUUCCAGACCUUGACUACUCCGCCAGAGGACCCCGUGUACAGCCGGUCAUUUGCUGUUUCCCAGACGCAUCUCUACCGCCCCGCCACAGACGCAGGGCCGGUCAAGCAACGGCUUGGCCAUACCGAGGAGAAGCAUCCGUCGAAAUGCCUAGGGACUGACGAAGAUCUCCACUCAUGGAAGUCACCUGGAGCAUUGGCUCAGCGACUCGACGAGUACGAGUCUCGUGGCUAUGCGGAGUACAGCAGCCAUCGCACUCUCCCACCACAUCCCAUCACCAAACCCCUUCAAGGCCUCAAGCCUCUGGCAACGGCCGACGAUGCUUCCGCGACGUUCAGGGCUCAAAUGCAGCAAGCCUCCGACGGCGAUGCCGUCUUGGCCAAAUCCCUGGACUCACGCAGACCUCAAAGAUCACCCCCAGGGUUCAGUUCCGAGUUCCGACAGGCAUGCAGGGGUAUCCCAGAGCAGAUCAGUCAACCAUGCCGCAACACCGCCGAGGUCCUCCGCGUCGUCGACUCCCUCCAGACCGGCGACAAGCACAAGAUCACCACCCCGAUCAACUGGGUUCCCGGCGACGACGUCAUCGUCCACCCCGCCGUCAGCAACGAUCAAGCCAAGGGGCUCUUCCCCGAGUUCCGCAUCGUCAAGCCCUAUCUCCGCUUCACCCCUCUCCCCAAGGAGAAGGCCACCGUCGCAUAG